Messenger RNA from Penicillium daleae, 2505 nucleotides. Its product is annotated as putative intracellular protein transport protein (Sat1). Gene Ontology annotation, cellular component: Golgi membrane; Ric1-Rgp1 guanyl-nucleotide exchange factor complex. Gene Ontology annotation, biological process: retrograde transport, endosome to Golgi. The transcript is spliced from 3 exons. NCBI's taxonomy places the organism in Eukaryota, Fungi, Ascomycota, Eurotiomycetes, Eurotiales, Aspergillaceae. Bases 1 to 2505 code for a protein of 834 amino acids. The record is from RefSeq and is a predicted model, not a curated record.
AUGCCGUCGAACAUCCAGGUCUUCGUGAAAUGGAAAGAUCAGACGAUCUUUGCGGGAGAGAAAGUGGAAUGCACAAUUACCUUUAAGAAUGUUGCAGAAACUGCUUCUGAAGCAGGUCAUGGGGGUGAGGGUGGUCAGCACCAACGGAAGCUGUCUCGCGUUGCGAACCACACGAGCAGCUCCGGUUCCGACUCGUUCUUCUCGUUGAAAUCUCCCCAGGGUCUGUUUUCAGGGAGACGAUCAUACUCUAUUAGCUCUAAGAGGAAGCCUUUUCACCGGACCGCCUCGUCACUGAGCUCCCCGCUUGUCUCCUCGCAUAGCUUCCCGCCGACAAGCAGCCCCUCUACCCCUCGAAGUUGGCAGCCCGGCCACAGUCACAAACGAUCAGUAUCAAUUCUAUCGAUUGAGAGCGAAGGAUAUCCCGAGAAGACACCACCGCCGCAGAACUAUGGCCGGAAUCGACCAGCCAGGGGUCAUGGACGCUCAGCGAGUCUCCAGGUUGCCCCUAGGAGGAAUGACAGCUACGAUGACUCCCAUCGGAAAGCGUCGAGGGCUCCAAUACGCGGUCCUCCACUCACAGAGUCCCCAAACGAGUCCGCGCCAGGCAACUUGAAACUCGACACUUUGAACCUUGGGCGAGCAAGUCGACCUGCCUCUCUUGCAACCAGCCCCAUUGCUCCAACCGAGCAAAUACGUUCCACGCCGCAAAGGAAACAGCUACCAGCUUUCGACUUCAAAUUCCCUCCUGCCCCUCCGUCGACUGAUCCAAGUACCACCCGCCCUGCUCUCUCCCCCUCUCCCAAGUCAAUGGAAAGAAUCCCUUCACCCGGAAGGCCGGUAUCCAAGGACUCAACGGCGUUGGCCGCACCAUCGCAUCAGCAGGUCACGCGCAUAAUAUCCGCUACAAGCGUGAAUGGAAGCAGCCGAAGCAGUGGAGAGUUCUACUCGGUCAGUGAUCACUCGAGCGAGACAUUGGCAUCAGAGUAUACCAAUUAUUCAACACAAGCCGCACGACCACCGCCUACCCCACGCCAUGGACGGCAUUACUCGAGUGUUAUAUCAGCCACAAAGCCAUCCGAUAGCCACGCGCUACUCAUGGGCUAUGCACAGAUCAGCGCGUCGUUCACAGUAGAUGGAUCUUUGGUGAACCAGUCAGUUUUUGACGAGGUCAAACGGAAAGGUGUCGUCGGUGGCCAAGCAGGUACAGGCGGGGUGCCAGGACGGCCGAGCUCGGCGAGUGGAGAUCGUUCACGCAAAGGGGGUGGUGGGUUCUGGGGAGCUCUCAAGUGGAAUGCGAUUGAAGAGUCGAUCAAUGGACUCCUGUCGAACAACGAGCUUGAUGGCCUGCGAGAGAUGCGCGGUGUUGCUUCGUCGCGAUCCAUUCCGUUGCUUUCCACUCCGCAGUCGCUCCUUUUCGUUGAUCUCAGACUGGCUCCGGGCGAAGAACAAUCGUUUUCAUUCUCUUUCGCACUUCCCAAGGGACUCCCGGCGAGUCAUAAAGGCAAGGCGAUCAAGAUAGCCUAUAAUUUGGUCAUUGGUACUCAGCGGCCUAGCGGCCCUAAUGAGUCUCAGCGAGUGAAUCGCAUUAAUAUUCCAUUCCGCGUUUAUAGCGGCGUCAACGACAAAGGCGAUGUUCUCGGCCACGACCUGAUGUCACCAUAUGUGAUCUUGCGUGACGAAGCUAAGGUGCAAAAACUUGGGCCUACUACACCCGUGACCGUGAAAAACCAAAGCAUCAGCGGACCAUGGCAAUCCGCUGGAGAAUUCCUUUCUUACGUCGAUGAGAUUCUCGAACAGCGUGCUCGCUCAAAUUCGCUCUUUCCGCCUGGAGCCCUUUCGGAAAGACGAUCAAGCUAUGAUGGCCCCCCUCCGGGUGCCUUGUCUUGUAAAGACAUAAUUGACUUUGCCAUCCUUCGCAGCAACCAACCUGCGCAGUCACGACGCAGCCCCAAUCGAUUCGAGAUUGCUCGCGAUGGGCAACGGAUCGCCGUUGUGGUACUGAAUCGUCCCGUGCAUCGACUGGGUGAGACUGUGAUCGCCACUGUCGACUUUGGUGACGCUUCCAUCCCAUGCUAUGCUGUGCGAGCAUCACUCGAGACCUCCGAGAAAGUCAUGCCCACAAUUGCAGUCCGGUCGAGUGCAAGCAUUCAUCGGACCACCCGCCGCAUCCAUGCCUCUCUAUUCGAGAACACGCUAUAUGCAACUAGGGUUGUGUUCAGCCCUGCAAUCCCUAUUUCCGCCACGCCUACAAUUCUGACUAGCGGUGUGACUCUUGACUGGGAUUUGCGGUUCGAGUUCGUAACGCCGAAAUCGCAUGGAGAGCCCGGUCAGGGCCCUUCCGGCACUCGAUUGCUCGAGACGAUAUCCUCCGAUGAUCGCGGCAAAGUUUUGUCUGCGAUGGAGCAUCUGGGUUGCGAAUCAUUUGAAAUUUCUAUUCCCUUGACAGUCUAUGGUGAGACUGUGCGGGAACAGCUGCCAGAAGAGAACAUGGGGUAUGCGAUCUAG